AUGGCGACUCGACCUCUCGUUACUCUGGUCACCGGGGCCUCCAGUGGCUUCGGCGCGUUGUCGGUGCGAGCCCUGGCAAAGUCUGGCAACAUCGUCUACGCCGGCUUUCUUCAGCCAAACAAUGACAAGACGACGGUGUACAAGGACGCGGCGACCUUCGCCGAGAAAAACAGCUGCCAACUUCGAGGCAUCGAGCUCAAUGUUGUCAAGGAGGACUCGAUCAAGAAGGCCGUCAACCAGAUCAUGGCGGACCAAGGACGCAUUGACGUUGUCGUCCAUAACGCAGGACACAUGAAUUAUGGGCCUGCCGAGUCCUUCACGCCCGAGCAAUUCUUGGAGAUGUACGAAGUCAACUGUCUGUCUUGUCACCGCAUCAACCGAGUCGUCCUGCCUCACAUGAGAAAGGCCGGGCGAGGGCUUCUGGUCUGGGUGUCAUCCGGCAGCGCCCACGGCCCAAGCUCACCGUUUAUGGCGCCGUAUUUCGCAGCCAAGGCGGCGCAAGACUCGCUUGCCCAAACCUACGCGGUGGAAUUGACCCAAUUCGGUAUCGAGACGUCCAUUGUCGUCCCAGGCGUCUUCACGCGAGGCACCAGCCAUUUCACCACGGCCAUGAAGCCCGGCGACCCGGCCGUGGAGAAGGAAUACUUGGAGGGACCGUUGAAAGGCUGGGAUCGGAUCAAUCUGGAGGGCCAUGAUAAGGUGGUGUCCCCCGACGCCGAUCCAGCGGCUGUGGCCGAGGCUGUGCGUCGCAUCGUCGACACUGAACAUGGCAAGAGACCGUUCAGAGUCCACGUCGAGUUUGAUGGAGGCGGCGCGACCAUUGUCAAUGGAGUGCGCGACCUCGUGCGGAAGACGUUCUUGACCAGCUUGGGUCUUGCAGACUUGCUCAAGGUCAAGGUACGAUAG
Capronia coronata CBS 617.96 is the source of this 906-nucleotide messenger RNA. Its product is annotated as estradiol 17beta-dehydrogenase. The transcript has 2 exons. Bases 1 to 906 code for a protein of 301 amino acids. NCBI's taxonomy places the organism in Eukaryota, Fungi, Ascomycota, Eurotiomycetes, Chaetothyriales, Herpotrichiellaceae. The record is from RefSeq and is a predicted model, not a curated record.